Molecule: messenger RNA, 1521 nt
Organism: Pseudozyma flocculosa PF-1
Lineage: Eukaryota; Fungi; Basidiomycota; Ustilaginomycetes; Ustilaginales; Ustilaginaceae
Exons: 2
Coding region: 1-1521 (506 amino acids)
Biological process (GO): protein processing
Cellular component (GO): trans-Golgi network; Golgi membrane
Molecular function (GO): serine-type endopeptidase activity
Source: RefSeq, a predicted model, not a curated record
AUGAAGCUUGCACCCUCCAUCUCGCUGAUUCUCAGCGGGCUGCUGGCGCUCCACCAGGCCGCACAGCCUACGCACGCCGUCAGCGGUCACUCGGAUCCGCUCGCCCGCAAGGCGUACGUGCAGAGCCUCUACCUGCGCUCGCCACCGCCAUGGCACAACCAGCGGCGCUCAGUGCCCCUGCCCGCCAAGCGCGACUACGACUCCCACCACUACUACGUCGUCGAGCUCCAGCCGCACGAGGGUGGCUCGGUCGAUCCGAGGGACGUGGCCGCCGCGCUCGACGCCGAGUACGUUGAGCAGGCCGGCGAGCUCAAGCACCACUACCUGAUGCGAUUCGCCAAGCGGCUCGAAGGAGAUGCCAUCGGCGACGCCUCCGCCCUCGAGAAGCGCGAGCAUGCUGGCGCCGAUGUCGGCCUCGCCAGGCGGCAAGACUACCCGCUCGAGGACGACCCGGUGCUGAGGCGGUGGGGCGAGAUCCGGCGCGCGAGGAGCGUGGCAGGGCCCGGGUCAGCGUCCAACGGCAGCCUGCAGCUGGCCAAGCGGCACGAGCGCGCCUCGGUCUCGAUCCGCGGCGUCGAGCGGCAGGAGCUGCGCAUGCGGCACAAGCGCGACCGGAUCUACGUGCCCGAGCAGAUGCCCGACCUGUACCCAGAGAUCCGGGCUGCGUUGCCCGGUGCGGAUGCGUGGGCUUCGGAGGUCGUCGAGGCGGAGCGGAAGCCGCCGAUGAUGCCGGCGGCCAAGACGGCCGCCAUGAUCGGCGAGUACGGCAUCAGCGACCCCAUCUUUGUCGACCAGUGGCACCUGGCCAACGACCGGCGCGAGGGCUUCGACCUCAACCUGACCGACGUGUGGAAGCAGGACAUCCACGGCCGCGGCGUCAACGUCUGCCUGAUCGAUGACGGCCUCGACAUGCACAGCCACGACCUGGCCGACAACUUCUUCGCCGCCGGCUCGUACGACUUCAACGCGCACACCGAGCUGCCGGAGCCGCGCGAGUCCGACGACCAGCACGGCACGCGGUGCGCCGGCGAGAUUGCGGCGCUCAAGAACGACGUGUGCGGCGUCGGCGUCGCCUACCACGCCAAGGUGUCGGGCGUCCGGAUCCUGUCGGGCCCCAUUUCCGACGUCGACGAGGCGGCGGCGCUCAACUACGCCUACCAGGACAACCACGUCUACAGCUGUAGCUGGGGCCCGCCCGACGACGGCCGCAGCAUGGACGCGCCCAAGGGCCUGAUCGCCAAGGCGAUGCUCAACGGCGUCCAGAACGGCCGCGACGGCAAGGGCAGCAUCUUUGUCUUUGCCGGCGGCAACGGCGGCGCCUCGGACGAUCAGUGCAACUUUGACGGGUACACCAACAGCAUCUACUCGAUGACGAUCGCCGCCGUCGACCGCGAGGGCCAGCACCCGUACUAUUCCGAGAUGUGCUCGGCCAUCCUCGCCACGGGCUGGAGCUCGGGCAACGGCGACCACAUCCACACGACCGACGUCGCCUGGAACGGCGUCAACCGUGCGCCUUUGUAG